Molecule: messenger RNA, 1793 nt
Organism: Suillus fuscotomentosus
Lineage: Eukaryota; Fungi; Basidiomycota; Agaricomycetes; Boletales; Suillaceae
Exons: 4
Coding region: 81-1784 (567 amino acids)
Molecular function (GO): RNA binding
Source: RefSeq, a predicted model, not a curated record
CUCGACCAGGACCUCCAACACUUGUGUCGACGCCCAAUCGAUACCAACAUUUAGUACCUUCCUUCACUCGGUGCUCAAUCAUGAGUCUCUCGUCAUUUCUGCUCGGAGGGAAAACUACAAGCAACCAAAAAGUUAUUGAUACGGAAUUAGAUGCCCUCUUUCACACUCAGGUCCAAGAUACUGCAGCAUCAAAUGACAAGAAGCGUAAAUCGGAAGGAGAGCAGAGGCAUGGUUUGAAAAAGCACAGGUCCUCACGCAAAGAGUCGCAACAACACGAGUCCCCCCCUCCAAAACGCGUUAAGCUGCAGGAGAACAAGAAAGAAAAGAUCGACAAGAGAAAAUUAGAAGCUGAAGAAAAAUUAAAGGCGACUCCAGCCGUGGAGAGCAGUAGCGCCGAACACCGAGGGGCUGAACCUGCCGACAAUUCCGACUCCGAGGAGGAAAGUGGGCCAUCUACGCUUGUACAUGAGUCGCUGCUGAGUGACGGUGCGAAGUCCAGUCGACGCACGUCCACGCGCAAGGAGAAAUUCGCUCCGCCAGAUGAGUCCGAGGAGCAGCGCAACUUGCGCACGAUCUUCGUGGGUAACCUCUCAUCCGAGGUCGCUCAGAAGCGACCUUUACAAAAGCAACUCCACAGGCACAUUCUGUCGCUCGUUCCUACCGCAAAAAUUGAAUCCACAAGAUUCCGCUCCGUUGCAUUUCAGAACCCUACCAGUAAACUUCCUGAUGACGACGGGAAAGAACAGACUGGCACACGGCAGCACGACCGAGAUAGAGCAUCAUCGUGGCGUAAAACUAAUCCCACAGCGGACGAGCCAAAAAACGACAAGAAGCAGUUUCUCACUCCAAGUCAGAAAAAAAAAGUUGCAUUUAUCAACCGUGAACUUCAUCCUAGCGCCGAUUCGGUUAAUGCAUAUGUUGUCUUCGCAUACCCCUCUCCUGCGAAAGAACGGCCUUCGAAUUUGCCUCCCCUUCCACCAGUCAUGGACCCCCACGAGGCAGCUCAUCUAGCUGUCGAAAAGUGCAACGGGACUGUUUUCAUGGACCGCACAAUUCGUGUAGAUUCUUUGGGUAGACCAGCGGAUAGCGUUGGGAAGCAAAGUUCCCUUUUAGGCACUUUUGCGGGAGACCCGAAAUCGUCGAUUUUCGUGGGUAACCUUGACUUUGCGAGCAAAGAGGAAGAUCUGCGGGUGUUCUUCGAAAGCCUUAUCACUGCCGAACGCGGGCCCCCUAGUCAGGCUUCAGAUGCACCCCAGCAUUGGGUUUCACGAGUGAGGAUUGUGCGGGAUAAGGAGACUCAGCUUGGGAAGGGCUUCGCAUAUGUGCAAUUUACGGAUCGUGUUUGCGUGGACGAAACUCUUGCGAUGGAAGAGUCGAAACUCAAAUUUGCAAAGCGCAAACUACGCGUUCAACGCUGCAAAAUACUCCCGAAGGGCUCCACGACUGACAAUUCGAAGACUCCAAGCACUAAUCACAGUGCGGGUGCAGCUCCACCCAUCGCCAUACCAAAAGGCGAUCCUUCUCUGGGUGAAAAAUUAUCGACCCUCUCCAAAGAAGAGCGGAAGCAGAUUAAAGCAGCGGACGCCAACCGGCUGGCGCGGAGGGUGGCGAAGAAGAAAGCGAGAAUGGCGCUUGCGAAGCAGGGUGUGCCUGUACGUGGCAAGGAGAAGGAUAGAGAACGAGCAAGAAAGACGGGCGCUGUCAAGAAGGCCGCUGUCACACCCCGUAAACAGAGCAGGAUCCGAAGCGAGAAGAGUAUGUCAAACCGAAAUAUGAAGAAAUGAUACGUCUUC